This is a messenger RNA of Puccinia triticina, 1251 nucleotides long. RefSeq lists its product as uncharacterized. NCBI's taxonomy places the organism in Eukaryota, Fungi, Basidiomycota, Pucciniomycetes, Pucciniales, Pucciniaceae. The record is from RefSeq and is a predicted model, not a curated record. The transcript has 7 exons. The coding region runs from base 1 to 1251 and encodes 416 amino acids.
AUGCAAACACGAAGUUCGAGCCAAUGCCGAAAAACUUGCCUGAAUUUUGAUUGGCCCGGGCCAAGGGCCGGACUAUCUGCAGGCGGGCGCACAAGCAGACCGACCUGGAGCGCUCAGCGUGGCUAUUCGAGCGUGCGACCUGGCAGGGCGGCGGGUGUGGGACCGGCAUGCCCAUGUGGGACCUCUCCCUCCGGCACGGCUGGGGCUGCUGAGUCCGUCAUCAAAGACCUCAACCAGUCCCGCCAUCUUAACAACAACAACAACCCCUCCGGGAUCCCCGCCUCCCCGGCGAAAUCAUCCUCCCCCCUCGAUAAACAGAAAGACGACGUCGCAAGUCCGAGCUCGUCCUCGCUAUCUACGAGCUCGGCCAAUUCUUCCUGCGCGGCUGGGGGAGCAAGAAGGAUAAACAGCUUGUCCGUGAUCUAUGACGUUGAGUUGGCGGCGAAGCUGGGCGACCCGGAUGCCCAACAAGGGCACCAAGAAGAUCUCAAGCUGGCAGCCAAGUAUUACCGGAUGGCGGCCAACCAGGGCGUGGAGAUGACGGGCUCGCAGUGGGUCUGGAAAGACAAGCUCCGCAUCCUCGUCGCAACCCUCGCGCUGGCCACCAGCGCAACGCUCUGGCUGCGCUGCCAACAGACCGACUGUCUCUCGCUCGCCGGCCUUGGCUAUUUGCUCAUCUUCGACGCCCUGGGCGCUGCUAAUGCUGUGCUCUUCGACCCCCGUCCGGACAUCGGAACGGACCGGCUCUGGGAUGCCUUGGGCCUCAGAGACGCCGGCGCUAGCAUCCGCUUGCCCUUUGGUUACGCUCCCCUUCCCCUAAUCCCCCUUUCCGUUACAUCAGCUGACGGUGCGAUCUACGUCUGCAAAGAAUCUGUCGAGCACAUGAUGAUCAGCCACCCGGAUGGUCCGGACAACGCUGGCAGGGGUGGGGGAAGCCAUGUGGGCCACUCGGAGCGCCACCAAUCCGAGAUGGAGAUCUUGUGCACGCUUGUGGGCUCUGCUAUUGGCCUCGUCCUCUUCGACGCCCUGGUCUCGCGCAACCACCAUGCAAUGGCCUUGAUCGCCGCCUGCGGGGGGGAAGGGACGAAGAGCGGGGGCAGCGAGCGGAGGUUGAACCCGUUAUCAACGCUGUUGCUGAGAUUUGGCUUAUUGGUGAUGUUCUGCGGCUGCUUCACCUCUCCAAGCCAGUCCAGGAAGGCCAAGCAACCUCUCCUGGCCAGCUACGGGCUUGAUUUCUUGCUCAAGUGCUAG